Messenger RNA from Chelonia mydas (Green sea turtle), 939 nucleotides. Its product is annotated as histone H2B 8. NCBI's taxonomy places the organism in Eukaryota, Metazoa, Chordata, Testudines, Cheloniidae. Gene Ontology annotation, cellular component: nucleosome. The record is from RefSeq and is a predicted model, not a curated record. Gene Ontology annotation, molecular function: protein heterodimerization activity; structural constituent of chromatin; DNA binding. The transcript has a single exon. Bases 143 to 523 code for a protein of 126 amino acids.
GAAAGGGAAACACCUAAUUUGCAUAAGGCUUCUAUAAAUAGAGGGGCGGCCGCCAUUAUUUCUAUACUGUUUGUCUGUAGACAUCCAGAGGUAGUAGUUUAGUGUUCGUCGAGUUCUUUAAGGCAGAGUAGUUUUUGUCAAGAUGCCGGAGCCAGCAAAAUCUGCUCCUGCUCCUAAAAAGGGAUCUAAAAAAGCUGUGACAAAGACUCAGAAGAAGGGCGAUAAGAAGCGUAGAAAGACUAGGAAGGAGAGUUAUUCUAUCUACGUCUACAAAGUGUUGAAGCAAGUUCACCCGGACACCGGUAUUUCCUCUAAGGCGAUGGGGAUCAUGAACUCUUUUGUAAAUGACAUCUUCGAGCGCAUUGCGGGGGAAGCGUCUCGCCUGGCUCAUUACAACAAGCGUUCAACCAUCACUUCACGGGAGAUCCAGACCGCUGUACGCCUGCUUCUGCCGGGGGAGCUGGCCAAACACGCCGUGUCUGAGGGCACCAAGGCCGUCACCAAGUACACCAGUUCCAAGUAAAUGGUUUGUUGUGAGACCACCUACACCUUUAACCCAAAGGCUCUUUUAAGAGCCAUCCACUUUAUCAUCCAAAGAGCUCUGAUAUCACUGAUUCCUGUUACUUGUGUUUUUCAAACUCUAACAAAACUUAUUUUAAAAAUAUUAAUGUGCUUUAGUAUCAAGUGACUUGUGAAAGUUAUUUUUUCAUUGCAUAUGCUCCCUAUAUCGUGGGGUGACUGAUUUCGCUCUAGUAAAUGUGGCAUUAAGUCAAUUUAAACUAUAUCAGGUUUCAGAAUGUUAAUGCAAAAUGUCGCUGUCUCUCGUUCUUCUUUUUUCUCCCGCUUCCAACCAAUAGUUCGGUGAGGUGUCACCCCCAAGAAAUAUAAAAUAUGGCUAAACGGUUUGUCCGGUAAAUAAAAAUUUGAAAUUUGAUCAGA